Molecule: messenger RNA, 5980 nt
Organism: Cinara cedri
Lineage: Eukaryota; Metazoa; Arthropoda; Insecta; Hemiptera; Aphididae
Source: the annotation of a GenBank genome assembly
CUCGGGAAAGUGUUACUAUCGCUGUCAUCGUCGUUAUCAACAUCGUUUUAAAAGCGUCAUCGCAAACAACGAUAUUGUUACUACAUGAACCCUAUAAAAACGACUGGCAUUAUGUCACGGGUUCUGCAGUCGGUGUUCAGCUAACGUUGUAUUUCAAUCGACGCGAAUUAUUCUUAUUUUCUAGACUUCAACACCUUUCACCAUGACAUUUUACACGACGGUUAGUUAUUAAACUUUAUUAAUAAUAUCAUUAUUAUUUUUAUAGUUUUUAAUACUAUUAUUUAUUUGAUUUGGCAAAUAGUUUUAGUUUAUUACCAGCUUAAUUUUGUAGUUUAGUAAUUUUGGUUAGGUGAGAUUAGAUCUGGAUAUUUGAUUUAUUCAGUGAAUAAAAAAAUAAACUAAAAUUAUAGUUCAUAAUUUUAUUUUUAAACUUAUAAAUUGCCAUACCAAUAUACAAGUUGAAAAGCUAAUAUGUCUGAAAUUCACAUUUUUGGUUUUUUUUUUUUAUAGCCAUUACACACGUCAUUUGUAUGGCCAAUUUAGAUAACUCGUCAGCAAUGAAAUAAUAUUUCGAUAUGAACAACCUAUUCUCGUUUGUUUUUUGGUUUUAAUUCAGUUAAACAUAUUCUAGGAACUUUUAACAAAAAAACUUAUAAUUGCCUUUUCUAAAUGAGGGAAACAUUUUCAAAAUAUUUUAUGAGCCAUUUUUGCCAUUUUAAUUUUGUAUUUUUGCGAGAUUUGUCUACUGUUUGGUAAGUAAACGAUAAACCAUUGCUUACAAGAAAACGAUUCUGAGCAGAGUUCAGUGAGAUCGUGAUGCUUUGUCAACAAUAUGUAUGCCAUAUUAUAGUAAAAGAAUCGAAUAGACUCAAUUUAUUUUUUUUAAUAAUAUUCGUUUAAUAUUGUAACGAUUUCCCCUAUUUUCCUAUGUUUUUCCGAGUUUUCCCAUGUUUUUUCCCAUUUUUCAAAACUGUUAUAAAACCAUAAGCUUCUUCGCUUUACUCAGAAUCUAAUAGGAUGUAAAAUUAGAAGUUAUUUUUUUUUCAUGACGGUUUCAAGAUCAAAUAUUGAUGAAAGUCAUAAAUAUAACGUACCAUUUAUAUAUUGUAUAAAAAAACUUCCUCAGUAUUGUUUUUCAAUAGCAAUGGUUUAUUGUUGCGAUUUAAAUUUACGAACUUUAUAUAUUCUACCUUUUCAACUUCCCACCGAAAAAAACAGUGGGGCUUUUUCUUGUAGUAAAUCAAUUCAAAAUAUUAACAGUGAGUGACAUAAAUGUAGACAAGGAACUUUAACCUAUUUGCUUUUUAAAAACAUUCGAGCCAUUUAUGAGCUAGUUUAAUUUUGCGAGUAUUUUACGUAAUUUUUUAUUGGUAAGUGGAUAUAAUUUUUAAAAUUGUUAGAAUAAACAGAUUUACUUGAACAUUCGACAGGAAAUUUGGUUUUAGUUGUUCUUCAAAAAAUACAAACAAAAAAUGUAAAAAAAAUCGUAAAUAUUUCGACAUUUCAAAACAUGUAAAACCGAUCUUCAUUCCGAAUCUUUUUUUGUUAGUAGUUGAUUUUCAUUGAUACGGGUAUAAGUUUAAAAACUUUAUGUAACUUUAUCGACUCGCUUCCUACAAGCAGUUUAUAAAUGUAGCUGGAGUUAAAGAGUAAGAUGAAUAAACUAAAACUAUGUUACAAUAGUAUAACGGAAAGUGUUCCUAUCAAAUCUUUAUUAAUGCAACCACUAAAAGAUUAAGAUCAAGGCACCCGAUCCGAUCAAUAGAAAAAAUUCUAACACAUUGGAUGAUAUAUGGAAACAAUGCUGGGAAGAUGGUUAUGUAAAAAAUAGAUAUCUGAUAAGUGACCCUGUUCAAAGAGUCCCAGGGUUUGACUGCCCAAGAGCCAUGUGGACCAAUCUACGUAUUCUGUUUAGAAUAUGUACGGAGCGGUGCAAUUGUAACUACCUUCUAUACAAAUGGAAAAUAAAGAACUCCUCUCAUUGUAACUGCAGGCAAAUACAAAUCAUCAGGUAGAUUGUAGAGGAAUGUCCUCAAACUAGAUACAAGGGAGGAAUUAAGGGACUCCACAAAAGUGAUGACGAAGUAAUGGAUUGGUUGUAUAAGACUCAAGUUCGCCUUUAAACAUAUUAUGAAAUAUUAUUAUUAUUAUCUUUGUUAUUGUUAAAUCUAUUAGUAUAUUUUAAAUUGUUUUUAUACUACUAUCUACCUUAGUUCUAGUAAAUUAUUUAUAUUUUUGUUAAUUUAAUGUUAAUUGGAUUUGUUUUUCACCUAUAUAUCUAUGCCAUAUGAAUAAAAAAAAAAAAUUAUUUUUUAAAUUUAAAAUAUCUUUCGUAUGAACAUAUUUUAAAAGGCUGUAAUUUAUUAAAUUUUUGUCAAAAUUGGAUACGAAAUUCUCAAUAAUAAUAAUCGAAAUUCUACAUUAUGCUCAACUUAGAGCGCAUCACGAGAAAUGUUGUUUUGACUCAAUUGUAUAACCUGUAUUUCUUAAAUAAAGUAAUUAUUAUUAUUUUAUUAUGAUAAUCAAUAAUGGAAAUAGAUCUUUUUUUAUUAGGAAUUGAUUUUGUGUUAUGGAUCUAAUUGGUGCAAGGGGUCGUAAGUUACCUAACGUACAAAAAAGAAUUUUUCCGUCCGAUCUAACCUUCUCAUGUAAUCCGGUAUAUGAUCGACAGUUUAGGUAGUAUAUGUAAGUACGUAGAUUUUAUUCAAAUACAACAGCGAAUCGAUACAAAAAUCUCUGCUUAACAGCACUCAAGAAGUCUCAGCAUUUCUUCCCCCCUUCUAGCACCGCAAAGUCCGUGUUCAGGGGAUCCGCGUACUAUGCUAAUUUGAUGUUUUGUAAAUAGCUAAACUGAUGGCCAUCGUCGGCCAAUCAAACAUUAUAUAUUAGUCAUACCAUCCACCGGACGUCCGUCAUUAUACUUCAGUUGUCUUCAACCUUUUUGGACUCACGACCCACUUUUUUAGGCGUACAUUAUUCGUGACCCACAUAAGGCAUACAUAAAGAAAAACGUUUGUAGAAAAACGAAAAAAAAAAAUCUAAAAUUACUUAAUACUUUGUAGUAGUACUGUUAUAACUGAACAAAUAAAAAUAAAAAAAAACUUUUUAACGGGUACGUAAAUAUGACUAGAAUAAUAACGCGACUAAAAUUUAUUCGUUUUUAAACACAGCGACAACAUCGACAAUGUUCGUAGAUUAUGGGACUCUUUAACGAUAAUAAUAUAAUAUAUUUAUUUUAUUACUAGCCCGGUUUAAUCGUAAAUUAUUAUAUUUAAUGUCAUACUAUAAAAAAUCAUACCAGUAUAAAAAACAUACUGUGAUUUGAAAUCCAUUAUACUAUAAAUAUAUAAAGAAUAUAAAUUAUAUAAUAUUGUUUAUACAUAAUAUAUUACAAUAAUUUUUAUCCUGUAUUUUCAUUUAUUAAUUUUCUAAUUUUAAUAAUUAAACAAGUAUUUCUAUACCUUAUAUAAUUGUAUAAUCUUAAUGUUUAUUUUGUCAUUGAAGACCACUGUUCUACAUGACUGUCGUCAUACACGCGCAUGCAUAGUGAAUUGGGUUUUCUAACAGACAUCUUGCUCCGAAUCUCAGGAGUAUUGAGUAGCAUGUUUUCCGCUACAAAAUUGUAUCUAAUUGAUGAAUAAAGGGAGUUCAAUUAUUUUUAAAGUUUUGUGUCGGUUUUUAAUAAUUGGGAAAACUCGGGAAAAAACGUAAGAGACGGAAAAGUUACGGUUUUAAAGAUUUUAUUCUUUCCAAUUUUGAUUUUUUAUUAUAAUUUGGUUCAAAAUUUUCGUAGAAUUUGUGUCUUCAUCUGGUGGUUAGGUUUGGGGAGGAAAAGUAAUGAUAUAAUUUAUACACUUAUGUAUAUUUCGAAUCAUAUUGAAAACUGAAUGUCCAAUCUUCGUUCUGUAGAACUGAUUUUGCGUUAUUAGUUUUAAUUUAGGCUUAUAAUAUAAAUUAAAGAUUAGAACAAUUUCCGUGUUUGUACGUCGGUUUUAUUCUGAUAUUUUAAUUUUUAAGCAAGAUACAAAGUUAUUAAAAUUGUAAUACUUCACAUGCUCGUAUAUUAACUUUGGCUGUGAUUUAUAUUUUCAGAUAAUAUAUAAUUAAUUUCAUUGUCAUUGGAAUUUUUUCCUUGUAUAAAUAAAUAAAUAUUUUUAUGUCUUAAAUUAUUUUAUACUUUCAAUUUAUUUCUAUUUUUAUUUGUAUGUAUAAUAAUUGAAAAAAUACAUUUUCUCACAGAUACGUUGACACAUUAAGGAUUAGAAACUGUGUGUACAAACUUGUGUGGAUAACGCCGAUUAUUUAUUUUAUAUUUUUUAACAAAAAUUUGAAAUAUUCAUGGUUUUGAAAGUGCUCUUAAGAAAUAAAUCCAAAAUCCUCAAGAAUGCUAGUGAUUUAUCACUAGUAUAAAAUAUGUUUGUGUUUGAUUCUCGCAUGCUCAUAUUUAGAAUAUUUGAAUUGUCAAAUUUUCAGACAUGUACAAGUAUUGAUAGCCAUCCAUCAUCACAAAAAAACUGAUUUUUCUUCAUCAGUGUUAGUCAGAAGUAAUAAAACUUAGGUCAUAGUUCGAUUAGCCUAGCGAAGACUUUCUCGUAAAAGUCAUCUUACCUCUGUGUGGAGGAGUACUGCCCAUUUUGUUGCAUAGUACUGUGAAUGGUAGUGAAUUGAAUUAAUAUAACUUUACAGUACCAAAUUAUCUUAAUAAUCUAUAUUAAUUAUAUCUCUAAAAUUUUCCACUGGUGUAAGCUUCUUUUAUUUUUAUUUUUACAGAUAAUUAUUUCAUUUGUUAUGGCUAUUUUAGUGAUUCAACGUGCGUCAUGCAACCCGUGUGGUGAAUACGAUGAAUUUGGAAAUUCAUUGGUCCGUGUACAUGCAAAUGAUUGCGUUUAUGAUGUGAACAAUUCACCCGACGUUUUAGUCGUUAAACAACCCGUUGUUAUUGGAAAUACAUAUGGCAGCGGUUAUGAAUACGCCAACGGUCACAGAUACGGAACCAGUGAACAUGAUAAAGUUGUACUUGUUGAACCUGCUGUCCAUACUGGCGAAACUUUCAGACAUAAUCACCACUAUAAUGGAAGAAAUAAACAUGGGCAUCACAGACAAAACAGCGUAUUCGGUGGACAUCAUAAUCGUCAGGUCUACGAUGGAAUAAAUCACGGAACACUACCAGACGUUGUAGUUCUCAAUGGAAACUCAAGAUCAAGUUACGAGAAUCGUCAUCAUACACCCACAAUACUUUAUGAUUAAAACUAACACCUACAAUAAAAUUUAAAGUAUUCCAGGAACAAUAUCAUGAAUGCACAUAAUUAAAGUACUCACACUUAACUUCUAAGCGUAUGCACCAAUAUAAACACAUCAUUGAGAUGUAAAUAUUAAUAUGAAUGUUAAUAAUGAUAUUAUAUUAUUUAAUUUGUCGUUUUUAAAUUGUAUUGCAUAAACUCCGAAUAUAACCAAAUGUGUAUAUCGAUAGAAAACUGCAUUUGCGGAUUUGUGUUUUAAAAUCGUUUUAGCGAACUACAAUGAAUUUUUAAAUUUUCCUAUACUGUAAACUUUAACGAUGAUAAAAAUGUUUCCCGUUUGAUUGAGAAUAUAAGUCAUUAGAAAUGGACGUAUUAUAUUAUUUUAACCAUAAAAUCAUAUUGUAUUCAGAUAUAUUCGUUGUUGAAUUCAUCCAUUUAUGUGUGUGUUCAAAAUCGUAACUUAUUCUUACGCUUUUCCGACUUUAGAACAUGCCGUUAAAUGAAUUGUGUUCAAUGUUUCCUAAUAAUAAUGCCUUUCAAUCCACUUCUGACUUUAUAUUCCCUACAUUAUCUUAGUCUCAAUCAUCCAAAAUAUCUUUGCAAUUUCGGCAACUUUCAACUACCAUGUGCAACUAUGUGGUGUUACAACACAGUAAAAAUAUUAUACUUCGUAAAUCCUGGGUAAAGUUACGUUAGGUUAAAUAAGGUUCUAAAAUUUAAGAAAUAUCCAUGCUGUUUUA